AUGUGCUCCCGUGGGUCGUGCCACAGUCGCGAGACCUCCUGCCACAGCUCCCGCUCCUCCUGCCAUGACUCAGGGCCCUCCUGCCAUUCCACCUUCCAGAGGGAACCCGUGCCCCAGUUCCCCUGCGUGACGCCGUGCUGCCCCCCCGUGCAGCGCUACUGCCCCCCCGUGCAGCCCUACUGCCCCCCUGUGCAGCCCUACUGCCCCCAGUACACCAAGAACAUCUGCAAGCUGCCGCCAAUGUACCCCAAGUACUAG
Cygnus atratus (black swan) is the source of this 258-nucleotide messenger RNA. RefSeq names its product putative small proline-rich protein 5. The coding region runs from base 1 to 258 and encodes 85 amino acids. NCBI's taxonomy places the organism in Eukaryota, Metazoa, Chordata, Aves, Anseriformes, Anatidae. The transcript has a single exon. The record is from RefSeq and is a predicted model, not a curated record.